Molecule: messenger RNA, 3323 nt
Organism: Oldenlandia corymbosa var. corymbosa
Lineage: Eukaryota; Viridiplantae; Streptophyta; Magnoliopsida; Gentianales; Rubiaceae
Source: the annotation of a GenBank genome assembly
AAAUAAAUCAAAAUCUAGCUUUGUCGUUAUUACCUCUGUUUCUCUUCUCUUCCAUCUCUCUCCCCACUUCAAAUUUUUUUUUUCUCCAGUUUUCCCCAACUUUGAAACCUAAACCUUUUCUUCCCCCCCAGAUUAGGCGCAGAACCACCAGCGGAAAAUCCCAUCUUUUUUACUAUCUGCUCACACGAUUUCAAGGUUUGGGACAGCCCAUUUUGAGAAUACCAUCGUUUUGUACCUUGUAAGAAGAUAGAGGAAGAAAAAACCUUGAUCUUCUGCAUUUUCGGCGUUGUUUCUUUAAGAUUUGGCCACAAAUUCGUGGAAGAAGAUAGGGGAGUUGUAAGGGAAGGUUAACGAAGUGGGUAUGUACCCCCUCUGUCUCUUUGUGGGGUUAUUGGAUGCUCAAUGCUUGUAAUUCAGCUGGAUCAUUGCUUUCAUUCAGAUUUCCUUGCGUUGAAUUUCGAUCAAAGAUUGUAUCUUUAUGUGCCUUUUAUUUAUUUUGUUCUUGGCGUGUACCAUUUGUUUAAUGUUUGUAUAAUGUGGGUAAUGGUCAAUUAGGGGAGUGGGGAUUUGUUUUGGGUUGUGAUCUUACCGAUGGGAGAGUCCAUUUUUCUUGAAGUUCUCAUAUAAUGUCAUAGUAGAGUGUUAAGUAGAAACUGGGGAACUGUGUGUAUACUUGUUACAGUAAACUUUGUUCUGUGUAAUUAUCAUGAAUUAGUUAAAUCGUGUGAUUCCUGCUUCCUUUAGUGAGGUUCUAUUGUUGGAGAAGUACUACACAAGAGGUUGCAGAUGAUAUUAUGAUUGUGGUUUUAUAUUUCUAUGGGUGGGCCUCGGUUCUGGAGCCGUGCUUUGUUGUUAUGAUCUGAAAGGAGGGUUUCCUGUGAAUAUGAAUUGCUAUAGUAAACAGUAGAAGGAAUGUGAAAGAUCAUGGAUUGUUGAUACAAAUUUACAACUUGUUUGAUUGUGGAGUUGUAUUAUACUAUUUUUAGCUUUGGUCACCAGAAGAUUUUUUUUGAAGUUUGAUGUGUGUUACAUAUUAAAAGUGCAGUUUCAUUUUUGUCUGAGAAGUCACAUUUCUAUGAAGAAAAAGUUGAAAAAGUUUCUUGUAAAUCCUUGAAUAAUUCACUUAACUUUGUACAUUCAAACCGUUUAAAUUUGUUUCUUUGCUGCUUCUAGCAUAGUUGUUGGCUAAACUUUCUUGUGCAAGCUCUUCUUCAUUCAAAUUAGUUGUUGGGCUGUCAAAAGAUUUGUCUAGUUUAAUUUUGUAGCUGUCCUUAGCUCAUGAACAAGUCUUGCCAUUUAAUGCCUAGUACUCUUGCUAACAUUUCCUUAGUCCGGCAAUCAGAGAUUCUCAUUAGUCGUAAAUAUGAUACUACUGUGGUAUCAUCUAUUAAUUUCUUCUGAAGUUAAUAGAUGUUAGACUCCCGGAGCUAAUUUUUUUGUUCUGAGCUUUUUUAACUAUAUAAGUAAGGGUGUUGUGGAAUCAUGUACAAGUUACAUGUGAUAAAAGUUGAACUUUUGGAAGGUAGGGGUUGUACUUUUAAGAAAGGAUGGCUCUUUGAAUGUAUACUUGUCCAUAGCUUCCUUCUUUUUUUUUUGUUUGAUGGUAUCUGUGAUGUCAGGAACCUAGUUUAACCACUUUGCUUCUGUUACAAGAAACUCGGUUUCUUUAUGGAACUUCUGAUUUUUCUCAUACAUAUUGCAGGUACUGAGUUGGCCAAUCUUGUUUAUGUUCAAUCCUAUAUUCCUUUCUUGCUCCCUGGAACAGCCCUAGACAUGCCUGCCCUUCCUUGGAAGUUUUCUACUGUGGUGAUCCGGCAUCAGGGUUUUAGGUUCUAAAUCAGGCUUUUCUUUUUGUUUUAUAAGAAAACAUCAAAAUGGCUUCUUAGUGCAUGCCAUCAGGGGCUAAAAAAAUGGCUUUCUAUUCAGAGGAGGGACAAACUGAGGAUUACCUUUUCAAGAUUGUCUUAAUAGGUGAUUCUGCCGUUGGGAAAUCAAACUUGCUUGCUAGAUUUGCUAGAGAUGAGUUUUAUCCUAAUUCAAAAUCGACCAUAGGAGUAGAAUUCCAGACACAGAAGGUGGAAAUCAAUGGGAAAGAAGUCAAGGCACAGAUCUGGGAUACUGCCGGGCAGGAGCGAUUUAGGGCUGUUACCUCUGCAUAUUACCGAGGUGCCGUGGGAGCUCUUCUGGUGUACGAUAUCAGUAGGCGACAGACAUUUGAUAGUAUCGGAAGAUGGCUAAAUGAGCUCCACACACACUCGGACAUGAAUGUUGUGACGAUAUUAGUUGGAAACAAAUCUGACCUCAAAGAUGCCAGGGAGGUAUCAACUGCCGAAGGGAAGUCCUUAGCAGAAGCGCAGGGUCUUUUCUUCAUCGAAACUUCUGCACUGGACUCAUCUAACGUCGCAGCUGCAUUUCAGACAGUUGUGAGGGAGAUAUAUAAUAUACUGAGCCGAAAAGUCAUUCAAUCCCAAGAGCUGAAGCAAAAGGAUGGCGGCAGCUGGAUGGGUAACGGAAAGACUGUCGUAUUGCAGGCCAAUGGGAAUGAAGAAGCCGAGGAGCAAGUGAAAAAAGGUUGGUGUUGUUCCACGUGAAAGGUCAUCGUUCGUUACGGGUAACUGUAAAAAAGGCAUUUGAUCUCUUCCUCAACAUGUUGCAUUGCGUGUCCUCGGUUUCUUUCUUCGGGGACUUUCCGACACUUGCAUUGAUUUCGUUACUUUCCUUGAUGGAUUUGUAAACCCUAUUUUCUUUGCUUUAGCAGUGGCAAGGGAAAUAUUGGCUUUUGAUUCUUGGUUUACAAAGUGGGAGUCUGGUACAAGAAAGUGUAAAUGACCUGAGAGGGGGAUAAGGUUUUGUAAUAUUUUUUUUUUUCCCUUUAAUUUGUCUUUUUGGUCACCCUAACUUUUCUUCUGCACCGGAGGCCGUUCCUGGUUUUGACUUCUUUUUUUUCUUUUUGUAGAUUGGUUAAGUACUGUACUUGUGGUUUUUUGAUACAAUAACGUUGUUCUCCACGAUGAGUUCCUUCUGAGUUUAGGAGAGAGAGAUACAUCAUUCAAUAUUGUGUUGAGUGACGGCAUCAUUCAGGCUGGUGAUCCUUUGAUAACAGAAAAAUUGCCUAAUCUCAUCUGACUCUUAUAGGAAUGGUGAUGAAUGGUGAUCAUCAAUGUGUUUGUUUUUUUUUUGGAAAAGUUUUCAUUCUUUUACCUUUCUUUCUGGUAAGCAAAGUUUUCGUUUUUCCAUUAAAAGGUGGGAAAGUUGAAUUGAAAUGUAGAAGAUGUAAUAUUGAAAAUAUGACAAUAUUAAUUAUUAAUUUAUUUUUUUUCCCC